AUGAAGAAGCUGAUAGGGAACUAUUCAAUCCCACCAGAGUUGAAUAAGCAACUACAAAAAGAAUUUGCAAAAGACGUAUCUCUACCUACUUCCGAAAUCAAACUGAAUAUCCUCAAGAAUGAUUACCAGAAACGAUAUAAUCAAACAAUUGACUUUAGCGAAAAGACAUACAAACAGUUGAUGAAUGAACGAAACUUGGAGCGAGAAGAGAAAAGAGUGGAUAAACUAAUCAAAGAGAAACAAGAAAGUGAAACAGCUACAACUCUGACUACUGUGGCUCCACUGAAUGAACCACGAACAAGAAAGAAGAGGUGGGAUGUCACCCCUGAAGAAUACUUGAAACAAAAGGCAGACCAAGAAGAACAAGCUUUGGUGCAAAAGACAACAUCUGACUUGCUUCAGAAGUUAAAAGAAGGUAAAGUUCCCAUAAUCAACGGCAUACCCUUGACUGAUGAAAUAUUAGACAAGAUAUUACCCAGUGGCUACGUUAAAGUAGCCCCGCCUGUUGGAUAUAACCAGGUAGACGACAACUUAUCCCCCGAUAUUAUUGCCACAACUGAUGACUACUAUACGAUACCUGCUAAUGAAGAUGUUACUAGCAAGAUUAUGACCACAGAAAGUGCCGAUAUGCCAGUCAAGGGUCUUGAAUUCUUUAAGAGCGAAGAUGUCAAGUACUUUGGAAGAUUGAUGAAUGUAGACGAAGAAAACGAACAAGAUGCAGACACAAAGAAAGAAAUUCAAGCCAUGAAAUUAAUCUUAAAAGUCAAGAAUGGCUCACAAAUAACAAGAAAGAGAUCUAUGAGAUCACUCACAGACAAUGCGAAUAAGUUUGGUCCGAAGGUACUUCUUAAUCAAAUCCUUCCAAUAUUAUUAGAACCUAAUUUAGAACCUCAAGAACGUCAUAUCUUAGUGAAGUUGUUGUCUAGGCUAUUAUUCCAAUUUGAUGAACUAAUUAGACCACACACACAUCAAAUUCUUCAAGUCAUAUCACCUUUAUUAAUAGACGAAGAUUCAACAAUCAGACUUGAAGCCAGAGAAAUAAUUUCAAGUUUAACUAAAGCUGCCGGAUUAGCCAAUAUACUAUCUACUUUAAGACCAGAUUUGGAUAACGUGGAUGAGUACAUAAGAAACCUCACUGCAAGAGUAUUUGCCAUUGUAGCCAACACGCUUGGUCUCAAAACUUUCUUACCAUUCCUCAAAGCAGUGCUUAAGUCAAAGAAAAAUUGGACGGCAAGACAUACUGGGAUCAAGAUUAUUCAACAAUUAUGCAUACUAUUAGGUAAUGGAAAUGGUAGCUCAAUCUCACCUUAUUUGACACAGUUGGUGGAAAUGUUAAAACCCACAAUCACCGAUGAAUCACUCCAAGUUAGGACAAUAACUGCAUUGACGUUGUCACAAUUAGCCGAGAAUGUAACUCCUUAUGGUAUUGAAUCUUUUGAAACUAUCCUUGAACCUGUUUGGUUUGGCAUUAGAAAACAUAGAGGGAGAGCAUUGGCUGCUUUCUUGAAGUGUAUUGGGAAUAUCAUUCCUUUAAUGUACUACAAUUCAAAUUAUGAAGAGUUUUCAAAUUACUAUACCCGUGAAUUGGUCAAUGUUUUAGCCAAGGAGUUUACAUCGCCUGAUGAAGAUAUGAGAAGAACUAUUCUUCGAAUAAUCAUAAAAUUGCCACUUUCAAGAAAGUUGAAUGAGAAUUACAAUAGUCAAAUUGUCAAACCAUUCUUUAAUGCAUUCUGGAACCGUCGUACUGCCAGUGAUAAUACUCAGACCACAAGACUUGUGGUUGAUGCAACAACCCAUCUUGCCAACAAAUUUGAUUUUCUUAGUUUGUUAGAUCAUAUUGUGAUAUUCACCAAGGAUGAUAAUGAACAACUUAGGAGACUAGCAAUUGAAGCUGUAAACAAGAUGAUAUCGACAUAUCCUGAUGAAUUAAUUGGGUUAGAUUCACAACUGGAGUUACAAUUGGUUGAUGGGAUAGUGUACGCAUUCCAACAGCAAACAGUACAUCAUAGAAUAUACCUUCAAGCAUUUGAUUCAUUAGCCAAGUCGUUGAAUGUCAGAUUGAAACCACAUUUAAAUUCAAUUAUAAGUUCCAUAUUGUAUCGAAUGAAGAACAAUGUAGCGGAAAUAAGACAACAAUCAUCAGAUUUACUUAGUAUACUUGCACCAGUAAUCAAAAAGUGUUCCACUGAUGACGAAUUAUUAACAAAGUUGAUACUUAUCCUAUAUGAAUCAUUAGGUGAAGUAUACCCGGAAGUGUUAGCAUCAAUCAUUACGGCAUUGUAUUCAUGUCUUGAUUCAGUUGACAAGUCAACGUUGUACAUUAUGCAAAACCCAUCGAUAAACCAAAUCCUUCCUACAUUAACACCAAUUUUAAAGAAUAGGCAAGAAAAAGUUCAAGAGUCAUGUAUCAAAUUGAUUGGGUUGAUUGCAAAGAAAAACCCUGAAACAAUUAACGCCAAAGAAUGGAUGCGUAUCUGUUUUGAAUUAUUGGAGUUGUUGAAAUCAACCAAAAAGAGAAUUAGAAUUGCUGCUAAUGAUACGUUUGGGUAUAUAGCCAAGACGAUCGGUCCUCAAGAUGUUAUUGUGAUGUUAUUGAAUAACUUACGGGUCCAGGAACGUCAAUUGAGAGUCUGUACCGCUGUUGCCAUGGGGAUUGUCGCAGAAACAUGUUCUCCAUUCACGGUACUACCUGCUAUUAUGAACGAAUACCGUAUCCCGGAAAAGAAUGUUCAAAAUGGUGUUUUAAAAGCUAUAAGUUUCUUGUUUGAAUACCUUGAUGGGAAUACCACUAGGGAUUACUUAUUUGCAAUCACUCCAUUGCUUGAGGAUGCCCUAAUUGAUAGAGAUUUGGUCCAUCGUCAAACUGCUGCAACUGUAAUUAAACAUAUGGCGUUGAAUUGUGUGGGAUUGACCAAUGCUGAGUAUGAUGACAUAUUCAUUCAUUAUUUGAACUUGAUUUUGCCUAACAUAUAUGAAUCUUCACCCCAUGUUAUAUCGAGAAUCUUGGAAAGUUUAGAUGGUUUGAGAAACUUGUUGGGGUUGGGUGUGUUUACUAACUAUAUAUGGGCAGGUUUGUUUCAUCCAGCAAGAAAAGUAAGAACUCCGUAUUGGAAAGUGUUCAAUAGCGCCUAUAUUCAAAACAGUGAUGCUCUAGUUCCCUACUAUCCUCGGUUUGAACAGUUGGAACUGCUGCCUGUAGAUUACAAAGUUGAAGAAUUGGAUUUGUUCUUAUAA
Messenger RNA from Spathaspora passalidarum NRRL Y-27907, 3234 nucleotides. RefSeq names its product mRNA-binding U2 snRNP complex subunit. The record is from RefSeq and is a predicted model, not a curated record. Gene Ontology annotation, cellular component: catalytic step 2 spliceosome; U2 snRNP; U2-type prespliceosome. NCBI's taxonomy places the organism in Eukaryota, Fungi, Ascomycota, Pichiomycetes, Serinales, Debaryomycetaceae. Gene Ontology annotation, molecular function: mRNA binding. Gene Ontology annotation, biological process: spliceosomal complex assembly. The transcript has a single exon. The coding region runs from base 1 to 3234 and encodes 1077 amino acids.